This is a messenger RNA of Paraglomus brasilianum, 474 nucleotides long. NCBI's taxonomy places the organism in Eukaryota, Fungi, Glomeromycota, Glomeromycetes, Paraglomerales, Paraglomeraceae. The record is from the annotation of a GenBank genome assembly.
UCUCUUGCAGUUAACCUACAACAACCUUUUCAAGCCUGGCAGAGCCAACCAUGGAAUUAUCAACAACACAAAGAAUCGGCGCAACAGCAGCAACAUCACGCGCUUAAUCCUGCCGCAUCUACAACUGAUCGAGCAUACUACUGGGAUGGCUCAAAAUGUGUGUAUUAUCAAGAUUUGCGACCACAGUCUCGACAAGAUCAAUUACCUACUAAUGUGUUUACCUUCGGUGUUACUGGUUCUAUUCAACAACAGAACGACUCUCUAUCUACUCUGUUUACGCAUCGGCAACCACGUCAACAACAGUGGCUCUCGCAACACCCGUAUUCGAGACAACGUGAAGUACGAACACCAAACGAAUUAUUUACGCCGAUGCAAUCUGAACACCAAUUGGACCGACAAAACUCGGUUCAAGACAUUCUUGGAGUUUUACCGAUCGAGCAAUCAGAGUCCACAGGUCUAUCCACCAACGGGUAG